This is a messenger RNA of Dama dama (fallow deer), 480 nucleotides long. Its product is annotated as keratin-associated protein 11-1. NCBI's taxonomy places the organism in Eukaryota, Metazoa, Chordata, Mammalia, Artiodactyla, Cervidae. Gene Ontology annotation, molecular function: structural molecule activity. The record is from RefSeq and is a predicted model, not a curated record. The coding region runs from base 1 to 480 and encodes 159 amino acids. Gene Ontology annotation, cellular component: keratin filament. The transcript has a single exon.
AUGUCCUACAACUGCUCCACAAGGAACUGCUCUUCUAGGCGGAUUGGAGGAGAAUACACUGUCCCAGUGGCCACAGUUUCUACCCCGGAUGCCGACUGCCUGAGUGGCAUCUAUUUGCCCAGCUCCUUCCAAACGGGUUCCUGGCUCCUGGACCACUGUCAGGAGACCUGCUGUGAGCCCACUGUUUGCCAGUCAACUUGCUACCAGCCAACUCCUUGUGUUUCCAGCCCUGUCCAGGUGACCUCUCGGCAAACCACCUGUGUCUCCAGUCCCUAUUCGACUACCUGCAGCCGGCCACUCACCUUUGUGUCCAGUGGCUGUCAGCCUCUGAGUGGCAUCUCCACUGUGUGCAAGCCGGUGAGAAGCAUCUCCACUGUCUGCCAACCGGUGGGAGGAGUCUCCACCAUCUGCCAACCUACCUGCGGGGUCUCCAGGACGUACCAGCAGUCCUGCGUGUCCAGCUGCAGAAGAAUUUGCUAA